AUGAGCAUCCGGCAUAAUGUCGCCACAUUGACUUACAAAGUGCUUGAGCAGUUGGAUCAAACUAGAGAUCCGAAAAUACAAUUACUCUCCUUUUUGUGGUUAUUAGCAACACCAGACAGUUUUCGAUCAGUCAGUUGUCGUUUUAAUUUAGGAAAGUCUACAUUAUCUGCUAUUUUUAUGCGGGUUGUAACUGCUUUAAAUGAAAUUUCUUCAGAAAUAAUAUUUUGGCCAAAUAGAGAGGAUCGCCAACGCAUAGUGCUAUCUUUUCAAACUUCUACUGGGAUAGAAGGUACAAUCGGUGCUAUUGAUGGAACGUAUAUUGCUAUCAAGGCUCCAAGUGAAAAUCCGGAUGUCUACAUUAAUAGAAAAUGUUUUCAUGCCAUAACUCUGCAACUAAUAUGCGAUGAUAAAUUGUCACUUAUAGAUUGUUUUAUGGGUUAUCCUAGCAGAGGUCUUCAGGCAAUGAUGAAUAAUGCUGACAAUGUUAAUUACAAAGCAGCUAUUUACGACGAUAUAAAUGCAGAAUUGGGAAGAGGUCACGCAUUACGGGACAGGAUCACAGAAAAUUUAUUUCGAUAA
This is a messenger RNA of Trachymyrmex septentrionalis, 579 nucleotides long. Its product is annotated as putative nuclease HARBI1. Bases 1 to 579 code for a protein of 192 amino acids. NCBI's taxonomy places the organism in Eukaryota, Metazoa, Arthropoda, Insecta, Hymenoptera, Formicidae. The transcript has 4 exons. The record is from RefSeq and is a predicted model, not a curated record.